Messenger RNA from Bipolaris victoriae FI3, 564 nucleotides. RefSeq lists its product as hypothetical. The annotation marks the transcript as partial. The transcript has a single exon. Gene Ontology annotation, cellular component: cytoplasm. The record is from RefSeq and is a predicted model, not a curated record. Gene Ontology annotation, molecular function: phosphatase activity. Lineage: Eukaryota; Fungi; Ascomycota; Dothideomycetes; Pleosporales; Pleosporaceae.
AUGCCCCCACUAAUCCACAUAGUCCGCCACGGCGAAGCCCUCCACAACACACACCCGGCCUACCCCGACCGCGACCCUCCGCUGACAAAAUCCGGCCACUACACCACAAAACACAAGCACCUCCCCGCGCACCCCGACCUCAUCCUCAUUUCCCCCUUGACCCGCACCAUCCAAACAGCGUUGAAUAUGUUUCCUUUUCUCUCCUCUUCCCCCUCUGCCUCUCUCACGACAACCCGCGUCCCCGCACACAUCUGGCCCGACCUCCGCGAAACCCCCUCCAGCAGCCCGUGCAACCAGUGUUCACCACGCAGCAAUCUCGCCGCCACAUUCCCGCAAUUUGACUUCUCGAGUUGUCCGGAGGAAGGGUGGUAUGCGGGGGAGAGCGAAGAGGAGGUUGUAGCUAGGGCGGAGAGGGUGAGGAGAAGGGUUGGGGAGGCGAUGCAGAAGGAGGGGUAUGAAAAUGUUUUUCUAGUCACGCAUAAGGGGUUUAAGGGGUAUCUGGUUAAGGGGAGGAGGUUUGGGCUUGCGGAGGUGAGGUCGUAUCGGGUUGCCGGGGAGGAGGAG